Hydractinia symbiolongicarpus is the source of this 3448-nucleotide messenger RNA. Its product is annotated as MATH and LRR domain-containing protein PFE0570w-like. The record is from RefSeq and is a predicted model, not a curated record. The transcript has 2 exons. Bases 595 to 3345 code for a protein of 916 amino acids. NCBI's taxonomy places the organism in Eukaryota, Metazoa, Cnidaria, Hydrozoa, Anthoathecata, Hydractiniidae.
UUAAUAGGACUCGUAUUGAUAGUAGUUUUUUAAAAACUGAAACACUGUAUCCUGUAUAAAUAUUUUGAAUAAAGAAAUAAAUAUAAAAAAGUGUCUUUAACUCAUUAAUAUCUUUUUUAUAUUAUUGUAUUUUCCCUUCUUACAUGUUGCCAAAAAUCGAAACCGAUUAUACGUCACAAAAUGUUAAGCCUUUCGCGAUCUUAUUUAAUAUACUUACUAUGUUAACAAACUUAUUCAAAAGUUUUACUUUGAGGUUUUUGAAAGUCACAUGAUUGGAAUUUCCUGUAGCUAUACUUAGAUGACGAAAUAUUCUACUUGCUGAAAUUGAUCAAAAAGUUUUACGAGUAUCGUCUUGUUGUUGUUGUUUUGCGUGUGUUCCACUUGAAUGUAUUACUUCCGAUAACAAUACUCUAACACGUGUUCAUAACAUCCGUACUCCCUCAUGUUACGAAGUACAUGUUACCGCUACACAAAACUUCAACUACUGCGUGGACACAUGUGAUGAGAAAGACAUAGUAAUAUCGAUACAAACAGUGUUUCAGAUAGUGGUUUCUAAAGAAUAAUUCAUAGCAAGACAUCUGAAUACUCGCCACCAUGAAUUCUUCAAGAACUUUGAAAGUUACUGUCAAUGGGAAAAAAUAUUUAAUCACGGGCAUAGAGAAGGAAACUUCUUGUAAGGAUUUAUUAUGCGCUAUAGCUAAAGUCACACAAAAAACAGUCGAGAAUAUCAAGGAAGAACUUAAAGAAGAGAAAUCUCUACGAGGUCGUUACAGCGUAAAUACAAGUGAAUUAAAGUGUGAAGAAAAUUUGCUCGAACAAUUUAAAGGUGAUAGAAAAUUGGUCGGUGAUUAUAAAUCUUUAAGUGUUUUCAACAGUUUGGGAGAGAAUGCGAAAAUUAUAGUGAAAGAAAAAAGUACGUUUGAGAAAGAUAUACGUGUGGACGAGUUAGCGAAAGUUUGUAAAAAAAAGAAGAGAAAAGAAAAGACAAAAGAUAAAAAACACAAAUUCGAAGAAAACGAUAGGAAGUCACACAAACAUAAAAACAAAAAAAACACGGGGAAACAUUUUGUAUGUGACGUAACAUCGAAGGUCAAUACACGAGUAGGCCGAAAACAUCGAAGUGUCGAUGACUCAGAUAUUGACAGUUACAAACAGGAUACCCUUACUCGAUUAAAAAAAAGAAAAAACCGAGCACAUGACGACUUAGACAUAGACGUAUAUCAGAAUUUGUUUAGCAUAGUUCUUGAUCAAAAUAAAACAUUGAAUAAACUACAGAGUCAAUCUAAAGAAGUCAAAAAGACUGCUUGGAUUAAUGAACUUCGCAGAACUUCUCAAGUGUAUUAUAUUGAUGAUGAAAACUCACAUGAAAUCAUGACAGAAAAGAGAAGUAUGGAAACACGUGUUUUUGAAAAGGACGAUGGGAACGAUAGCGGCUUGCCUUCUCCUGAAUAUGACUCCUCCGAAUCCCAAGAACAUCAACCAAUCUCAACUCUUAGACGCAGAUCACGUGAACUUAUAAAUAAUAAGGAAAUAAUAAAAACAUCGCAUCAAAUUACCGACAGUGUUCUAAAAGAAAACGUCGUGAAAGAUAAACAAAGCUUUACAUCAAAUCAAAACAACUCAAUACAAAACCACAAUAAACUUGAAAAAGAAUGUAAUAGUUUACCGAACGAUCAAAGCGUUAAUACGCAGAAUGAAAAUAAACUUAACAAAACUUUUGUUGUGAAAAUAAAUCAAAAUCAUAAAUUAAAAGUUAACAAUAAAAACGAUCAAAUUAAUAAAACACAAGCAACUGAGGAUUUAAAUCAAAGUCAGGAAGAAUCGGAAAACCUUAUGUCUCAAAUCACCGUCACUACGGUAAACUCAUUAAAAAACAACUUUGUGGGGGACAUUAGCAGGAACAAUGUUAUUUUAGAUUGCAACGAAAAUGUCAUUACCAAAACAACAAGCGAAGGUGAAGCAACACGAAUGAUGGUAGCGUUUGAUGCAGCCUUACUUCAGCAGUCUGCUGCACAGAAUAAUAAAAAACUGGAAAAAAAGAAAAUAAAGAAGACCGAUAUAUCUGAUCCUGUUUUAUUAACAACGAGUACUUAUAAAAGACAUAAAAGUUUAAAAAAGGUUGAAACUCUGUUGGGGUUGCAGACGGCAGAUGUUUUACGUGAAGAGAUGUUGAUCUCGAAGUCACAAACGGUCGACGAAGAGAAAAAAGAAAAACAGAAGUUUUAUAAUAAAAAACUGAAAGAAAUCAGAAGGAGUAUGAGAUUAAAAAACAGUAAAAGUACCACUGAACCAGAGUAUUUAUCGAAGGAAAUAUUUGGUGAGGAAAAAAAAGAACGCGUUGAAGUACUGGAGUUUAACGUGUUUGAGAAGAAAACGAAAAAUAAAAAUAAAAACAAGAAAGCGAAGAAUAAUGAAGGAAAAAAUAAGUCUAAAAAGGAAGAGGAAAAGAAAACAGUACAGUCGAAAACAAAAGAGACUAAAAUCCAAUCUUUAGGGGAGAAUAAUACACAAAAGAAUGAUAAAGACGUUGGAACACCAAAGGAUAAUGACGAAAAAAUUGUGAAUGAUAUUACGAAUAUAAACAAUCAAGAAACUUUAGAAGUGGAUGCAAAAAUAGAACAUGGUCAUAUAAUAACAACAUUACGAGAAAAUCAACAAAACAAAGAUGAAACCCAUAGCAACGAAACAGAACAAAAGAAAACAAACAGUAGAGCCACCUGCGAUAAUAAAAAUAUUGAAAGUUUACCGAACUGCGAAAAUAAUAAUUCUGAUGAUCAAAUUUCCAGAAAAAGUUCAAGUUCAUCAGUAACUUUUCUUCCUAACCAAAAUAAUCGUUCAAGUAUUAUAUCAGAGUCUAGUGCUACAAGAUCAGAACUUGAUUCAUCUUCAGACGAUGAAGAAAUGAAAAGACAAGAACUUAUUCUUAUUUAUCAACAAGAGAAACAAAACUUAGACGAGCUAGCUCAACGACUUUCAGACUAUAAUUUGAUGAUAUCCCAGUUGCAGGAAGAGUUUGAAAUUCUUGUCGAUGAAAAACAUAAAAAUGAAACCUAUGAGGAUCUCGAGAAAGAGGAACGAGAUAUAUAUAAAGAAAUGGAAAAUAUACGAAGUUUACUUCGCUCAGUAACUGACUUAACUACCUAUCAGAGAAAGGAAAUGUCUCAGAAUCUCACCCUGUUAGAUCAGCUAGACAUUGAUGUUAGGACUAAAAAAGCUGGUUAUGAAAAUUUAAAGAGCGGGAAUUGGAAAACGAGCGCCCAAUUAGCACCAAGAUGGCUUAUAAAGAAACAUAAAGCACAAAAUGGUACUCCUAGUAACAAACAAAGGGGUUCCAGUUUUGUAUGAGAUUCCUAUAUAUAUACAUCUAUAUCUACAUCUAUACAUAUAAAUAUAUAUAUAUAUAUAUAUACAGAAUAAAUUUUAUCUUAUUUUUUUUAUAACAAAAGAU